AUGUCCCUUUUUCAGACUAAUGACCGUUACCUGGACCUUAACUUAGCUAUCGUAAUUGACGUCGUUAACACUUGUUGCCAAUACGCGACUAAUUGGACGAAGACCGGUAGCGAUUACGGAACAGGUAAAUCUGUACACACGCGUGAUGACCGAAGAAUUACCGUUGAACAGUCCAAAGUCCAAAGAUUAGACGCGGCGACGGCGACGAAGACGCCCAACAGUAUUUAUCGUAAAAGCAAAAUAAACGUGAAUUCAAGGUUGACUGGUAUAUUUCGUUGUGCUAUGAUAAACUUGUUACACUCAGGAAUCGAUGCAGAAUUGAACCUUGUACGACGUGACCAAAUGUAA
Macrosiphum euphorbiae (potato aphid) is the source of this 348-nucleotide messenger RNA. The record is from the annotation of a GenBank genome assembly. Lineage: Eukaryota; Metazoa; Arthropoda; Insecta; Hemiptera; Aphididae.